Torulaspora delbrueckii is the source of this 2184-nucleotide messenger RNA. Its product is annotated as ChAPs family protein. The record is from RefSeq and is a predicted model, not a curated record. The transcript has a single exon. Gene Ontology annotation, biological process: Golgi to plasma membrane transport. Bases 1 to 2184 code for a protein of 727 amino acids. NCBI's taxonomy places the organism in Eukaryota, Fungi, Ascomycota, Saccharomycetes, Saccharomycetales, Saccharomycetaceae. Gene Ontology annotation, cellular component: exomer complex. Gene Ontology annotation, molecular function: protein binding.
AUGUUUUCGCAGUGUUCGAUACCUGAAGUGAAAGAAGAGGUUGUUGGUACCGCUUUGCAGGAAAGGCGCGCCAAGAUUGGACAGUUUUUGGACCUGGGACCUCCAGAUCUAGUAACUUUGGUAAAAUAUAUCCCAUCUUCGAGCAAUAAUCAGGCCAACGGACAUACACAGGAGCACCAUGAGGCUGGACAAGAUAGGCCAGUAGAGCAACAACAACAGGCUGUUGCAGGAUUGCAUUCUAGUGAUAAAUUGAAGGGCGAAACUGGGACGUUUUUUUACUCUUUAGGUGUUGAUAGCUCUGAUCCAACUUCAAUUGCUAUAUUCCUCAAAAGUAUCGCCGACACCAUUGCCGAAGAGCCUCAGGCUUGGUUUGGAAAGACUAGAAAUUUUCAUGUGGCUCGUAUUUCGUUCUCUACGUGGAACGUUUUUCGUAAAUGUGAUGUUAAUGUUGUGGUUCAUAUCCCGGGGACCGUUCAGACUUUCGUAGUGGACUCUCAGGGUGAACAAUCUUUGAUUGCAGACGUACAUGAUUCGGAUUUGUUGUGGGCGGAAACAUUUUUCAGCGGUGUGGUUAGAUCUAUUGCGCUGAUGCAGGAUAAUAGAGAAGAGGGAGAAGUACAGAACGUUGUAGAGACUUUGAUUUUGAACCCAUUGACAUCGGGACAGUUGGACAGUGUUUCUGAUGUAUUUAUCAGCUUGUUCCCUCUCGUUUACACCAGAGGUGCAGAGCUCGGUGGACCUUGUUACGUUACCAACAUCACUCGCACCAACAAUUACCUCGUUCAGACACUUGUUGAAGUGGUGAGACUCACACGCAGUGUGGAUGCAUGUCGCGCGAUGUUGCAGCAGCUUGUGAAAGAACACCCGGAAGCUGUCGUUGUACUGGUUCGUGUGCUUUUAACUAACGAUCUCGAGAUAGAUGCCAUUGAGUUGGCACAGCAAGCGCUACUUGAAUUACAACAGGAUGCGCGUACGGCACCCGAUUCGGAUUGCAGAGCAGAGUUGUUGUGCCUGCAGGCGGAUUUCCUACUUAAAGUAAAGGGCGAUUACAAGCUCGCGCAACAGAUUGCACAAAUGGCAGUCAACUCUUCACCAAGUGAGUUCAGGCCAUGGUACCUACUCGCAGAGUCCUACAUCAAAUUGAAAGACGUCGAAAAUGCACUCUUGACUUUGAACGCUUGUCCCAUGACACCAUUGAAAGACAAGUAUGCUCUCAAGAGAGUCGCACCAAUUCCAACUGGUAACAGUCUACACUUGCCUCUACCGAUAGAUGCAGUAUACGAAGAAGUGAGCUCCUUGGAUCCACAGGAUAUUCAAAAGGAACACCAUGACGCAGAUCCGGCUUUGGCGAACCUCGCCGCUUCAAACCUAAAAUCUGUGUUCCAAUUGGCUUACAAACUUCUCUCAGAGAUAGUCCAGAUUACCGGCUGGGAGAAUUUGCUCAAGUACCGCUCCAAGAUCUUUGUAAUGGAGGAAGAAUACCAAGUGUCCACAGAUGAAGUCGACAAGACCGCUGGACCCGUAAAGAACAUACCGCCAACAUCACAACCGUCUUUGCAAAACGGCGACCGCAUCACCAAUAACUCCAAGCACUCCCUGCGGUCCAAGAGACUGUGCGAGAGAUGGUUGGAUAACCUGUUCAUGUUACUGUACGAAGACCUCAAGACCUACACACUAUGGCAAACAGAACAACUAUAUUUCGAAGCUCAAUAUUCCAAGUACAACAAGCUAACUUUCGAAUGGGAACUAUUUGGUCUAUGUGCCCGUCGUCUCGGUCACUACCCAGAAGCAGCCCGCGCUUUCCAAAGAGGCCUCUCACAAAGAUUCUCCGCCGAGUGUGCCAGGAGAUUGCUUGAGUACUGUGUUCAGGAGCGCCAGCGUGUAAGAAUACAGGCCAAUUCACCAACAACAGAUGCUACUUCCUCCGCAAUCAUGGCCCGCAUCAACGAGCUCGAUAACACUAUAAUUGACCUCGUCGUCAAGAUCUGCUGCUGGAACCACCGCUGGUACAUCGAAUUCUCCAUCAUCCUGCUCGACGCCCUCAGCGAAGCCGUUCAAGACAUGGGCCUGACCAAGAUCUCAAACGAAAUCUCUUCAAGAUUUUCCGAGUCCGUAUUUCAACUGGCAAAGGACAAUAUCCUCGACUUCUUCGCAAACUACACAAACAGCUACUACGACAACUAG